AUGUGGCGUCUCGAUCGGUUCGCCUCGGCCGCUGGCUGCGUCGCAGUUAGCGCCGGCUACGCGCUCGGCGCCUGGAAGCGCCCGGUGGCGGCGCAGUCGUCAGACCUCCGCGACCUCGAGUUUGGUGUGCCCCACCACCGCAAGCGCGUGGACCCGUUCUCGCCCUUCUUCCCGUCCGACAAGCACCCGUGCACGCACGCAGGCAUGUUCAUCCCGGGCUGCCACGAGCUCAAGAUCUUCUCCGGCUCGUCCAACUUUGAGCUCGCGGACGACAUUGCGCGCCGCCUUGGCACGCGCGUCGCGCGCCUAAAGCUCGGCCGCUUUGCCGACGGCGAAGUGCAGUGCCAGAUUGAAGAGUCGGUGCGCGGCAAGGACGUGUACUUGGUGCAGUCGCUCGCGCAGCCUGUCAAUGACAAUGUGAUUGAGCUCUUGCUCAUGGUGAGCACGAUGCGUCGCGCGAGCGCCAAGAAGGUGACUGCCGUCAUUCCGUACUACGCCUACAAGCACCAUCGCCGCGGUAGCCCGAGCGCAACGAGCUUGAACUCCAAGUUUGUGCACAGCCCGGCCCAGGACAUUGCCAAGAUGCUCGAAGUCAUGGGCGUCGACCGCGUCAUCGCCGUCGACCUCCAGCUGCGCGGCCAGGGCCACGAAGCCAGCUUCUUCAACACGCACAUUCCGGUUGAGACGCUGGAUACGGUCAUGGCCGGCGUCGAGUACUUUGCGACGCAGGUGUUCUUCAAGGGCCCGAUCGUUGUCUUGGCGCCCAACCCCGAGUGCGUCAAGAAGGCGCGCGUCUUCCAGCGCGGCCUCAAGAAGUGGCUUCCGGACAUUCCGAUCACGUUUGCGAGCUGCAUUCGCGGCGGCGUCGACGGCGACAAGCCCGAAGAGAUCCAGCUUGUGGGCGACGUCAAGGGCGCCGAGGUCAUCGUCGUCGACGACAUGGUCGACACGAGUGGCACGCUGUGCAAGCUCGCAGCGAUCGUCAAGGAGCAGGGCGCCCGGCGGUCGUUCUGCCUCGCGUCGCACCCGCUCAUGACGGGCAACGCGGAAGAAGACAUUGAAAAGUCGGCGGUCACCGAGGUCGUCGUCAUGGACACGAUCCCGAUGGACCCGAAGCGCUUCCACUCGGACAAGGUCAAGCGCCUGUCCGUGGCCCCGAUGCUUGCGGAGCUUAUCCAGGCCGAGCACUUCAAGCCCCACUCGUACAUUGACAAGUCCAACUCGAAGGAAGACUACAAGUACUCGUACAUCUCGACCUAA
Saprolegnia diclina VS20 is the source of this 1260-nucleotide messenger RNA. RefSeq lists its product as hypothetical. Lineage: Eukaryota; Oomycota; Saprolegniomycetes; Saprolegniales; Saprolegniaceae. Gene Ontology annotation, cellular component: cytoplasm; ribose phosphate diphosphokinase complex. The transcript has a single exon. Gene Ontology annotation, biological process: 5-phosphoribose 1-diphosphate biosynthetic process; purine nucleotide biosynthetic process. Gene Ontology annotation, molecular function: ribose phosphate diphosphokinase activity; magnesium ion binding. The coding region runs from base 1 to 1260 and encodes 419 amino acids. The record is from RefSeq and is a predicted model, not a curated record.